Molecule: messenger RNA, 2225 nt
Organism: Lipotes vexillifer (Yangtze River dolphin)
Lineage: Eukaryota; Metazoa; Chordata; Mammalia; Artiodactyla; Lipotidae
Gene: AVL9
Product: AVL9 cell migration associated
Exons: 16
Coding region: 1-1950 (649 amino acids)
Cellular component (GO): cytoplasm
Source: RefSeq, a predicted model, not a curated record
AUGGAGAAGAACGGGCGGAGCGGCGAUAGCGGCCCCCGUGGGCCCGUACUGCACAUCGCGGUGGUCGGCUUUCAUCACAAGAAGGGCUGCCAGGUUGAAUUCUCUUACCCGCCCCUGAUUCCAGGAGAUGGACAUGACAGUCACAUUCUACCUGAAGAAUGGAAGUAUUUGCCCUUCCUUGCCUUACCAGAUGGCGCACACAACUACCAAGAAGAUACUGUGUUUUUUCACUUGCCACCCAGAAAUGGAAAUGGAGCCACUGUAUAUGGUAUCUCUUGCUAUCGACAAAUUGAAGCCAAGGCAUUGAAAGUACGGCAAGCAGAUAUCACGAGAGAGACCGUUCAGAAAAGUGUCUGUGUUCUAAGCAAGCUGCCUCUCUAUGGCUUACUUCAAGCAAAACUUCAGCUCAUUACACAUGCAUAUUUUGAAGAGAAGGAUUUUUCCCAAAUUUCCAUUCUAAAGGAGCUCUAUGAACAUAUGAAUAGUUCCCUGGGAGGAACUUCAUUAGAAGGAUCCCAGGUAUAUCUUGGUCUAUCUCCUCGAGAUCUUGUGCUUCAUUUUCGACACAAGGUCCUAAUCCUGUUUAAACUAAUUCUUCUUGAAAAGAAGGUUCUCUUUUAUAUUUCUCCAGUGAAUAAAUUGGUGGGCGCCCUGAUGACGGUGUUAUCCCUUUUUCCAGGCAUGAUUGAACAUGGUCUCAGUGAUAGUUCUCAAUAUAGACCCCGGAAGAGUAUGUCUGAAGAUGUUGGGCUUCAAGAAAGUAAUCCCGCUGAAGAUGAGUUUGUUUCUAUGCCUGCUCCUGACAUUUCAAAUACCAACUUGGAAAGUGUUGAGAAAAUCAUGAUGAGAAACCAUGGAAGAGAUGCUCCCAUCAAGACUGAAGAGCCUUUGUUCCAGGUAGAUGAUGACAGCAGUGAAGGACAGGAACCCAAUGACAGCAAUCAAUAUUUGAAACCUCCUUCUCGCCCAUCUCCAGAGUCUUCAGAAAGUGACUGGGAGACCUUGGAUCCUAGUGUCUUAGAGGACUCCUCCUUGAAAGAAAGAGAACAGGUGGGAUCAGAACAGACAAACUCAUUUCCAAAGGACUCUUUGCCCUCAGACAGUCCUCCGAUUACUGUACAACCUCAAGCUAACACAGGCCAGGUAGUCCUGAUACCAGGGCUAAUUUCCGGUUUGGAAGAGGACCAGUAUGGCAUGCCCCUGGCCAUCUUCACAAAGGGAUAUCUGUGUUUGCCUUAUAUGGCAUUGCAGCAGCAUCAUCUUCUCUCUGAUGUCACCAUUCGAGGAUUUGUUGCUGGAGCUACUAACAUCCUUUUUCGACAACAGAAACACCUCAGUGAUGCCAUUGUGGAAGUGGAAGAAGCUCUGAUCCAGAUCCAUGAUCCAGAACUCAGGAAGCUGCUUAACCCAACCACUGCAGACCUAAGGUUCGCAGAUUACCUAGUGAGGCAUGUGACCGAGAACCGGGAUGAUGUCUUCCUGGAUGGCACAGGCUGGGAGGGAGGUGACGAAUGGAUUCGAGCCCAGUUUGCAGUCUACAUCCAUGCACUGCUGGCCGCCACACUGCAGUUAGAUAAUGAAAAGAUCUUAUCAGACUAUGGGACGACCUUUGUUACAGCAUGGAAGAACACUCACAACUACAGGGUCUGGAACAGCAACAAGCAUCCAGCACUUGCAGAAAUAAAUCCGAACCAUCCUUUCCAAGGCCAGUAUUCAGUGUCAGACAUGAAGUUAAGAUUCUCACAUUCUGUUCAAAACAGUGAACGUGGCAAAAAACUUGGAAACGUCAUGGUCACAACGAGUCGGAAUGUUGUGCAAACAGGAAAAGCUGUUGGCCAGUCAGUUGGAGGAGCUUUUUCCAGUGCAAAGACAGCCAUGUCUUCAUGGCUUUCUACUUUCACCAGUUCCACUCCACAGAGUCUCACUGAGCUGCCUGACGGGAAACCCUGAGCAGAGCAAGCCACCCAGAAGCUGCUGUCGCUUUCUUAGGUUUAAGCGUCCCCUGUCUGUCUGCUGCUCCCAGACUGUUCCUCUUCAUCGACCACAGGUCCACAGCAGGGACCAAUAGGUCGAACUGUUUACAGGGACGGUUGCCCUCUGUGUAAAUGAAUGUCACGGGAUGCUGAAAAGACGAAACCACAAGCAUAGCAGGGACGGCUUCCCAGGUUGGGGUUUAAAUUGACUUUUAUUUUAGUCUGAGUCUGAUUGAAACACAGUGAACGUUC